UCAAAUGUCAUAUGGUAUAAAAAAAAAAUUCCUCCUCAUACAUAUACGAAAAGUCCCCAUUUCCCCUUAAAUGUGUGCGUUGAAUUUCAAUUAAAAACUAUCAAAGUGUAUGUGUCCAACGGGUGAAAGAAAAAACUUCCAUUUCACAGAAGAAUAGAAAACUACAAUUCCUAGAAAUAGAAAGUUGAUAAAUUAUUUCAAAGAAUUCGUGUUAAAAUGGCCUGUGCAGUUUCGGCUGCUACCAAAGAAACUACAACAGCAACCACAAAUGGCAGCAGUGGCAGCAACGUUGUUGUUGGUGGAGGUGCCUCUGCUAUAGCACCAUCAUCAACAGCUAAUAGCAAUGGUGGCAAUUCUCAGAGUGGCAAUGUCACUGCACCAGGAACUUCAAAUGGCGGUGCAACAGCUGCCGGAGGAGGAUCCUCUUCAGCCGCUGUUGUCGGAGCACCUGCUGGUGGCGCUGCAAAUGCAGUCAAUAGACAGACUAGAUUUGCUAUGGAAGGUGUCGGCGCUAGGGUAAUAAGAGGUCCCGACUGGAAGUGGGGCAAACAGGAUGGCGGUGAAGGUCACGUGGGUACCGUUCGCAAUUUCGAAUCAUCUGAAGAGGUCGUUGUUGUUUGGGACAAUGGCACAGCGGCAAACUAUCGUUGCGCUGGCGCAUACGAUCUACGCAUUUUGGACAGUGCUCCUACCGGCAUCAAACACGAUGGCACCAUGUGUGACACAUGUCGACAGCAGCCAAUCUUUGGCAUACGCUGGAAAUGUGCCGAAUGCAAUAACUAUGACUUGUGUUCGAUUUGUUAUCACGGCGAUAAACAUCACUUGAGACAUCGUUUCUAUAGAAUUGCAACCCCAGGUGGUGAUCGUAUUAUGUUGGAACCACGAAGAAAAUGCAAGAAAGUAGCCAUGCGUGGUAUAUUCCCCGGAGCAAGAGUUGUCCGAGGUGUCGAUUGGCAAUGGGAAGAUCAAGACGGUGGAGUCGGUCGUCGUGGUAAAGUGAAUGAAAUUCAAGACUGGUCAUCGGCAUCACCACGAUCAGCAGCUUACGUUGUCUGGGAUAAUGGAGCUAAGAAUUUAUAUCGAGUUGGUUUUGAAGGAAUGGCUGAUCUAAAAGUUGUCAAUGAUGCUAAAGGAACAACAGUGUAUCGUGAUCAUUUGCCAUUGUUGGGUGAAAAUGGUCCCGGCAAAGGACCACAUGGUUUUCAAAUCGGUGACAAAGUCACCGUUGAUUUGGAAUUGGAAAUUGUGCAAUCACUACAACAUGGUCAUGGUGGUUGGACGGAUGGCAUGUUUGAGUGUUUGAAUAAUGCUGGAUUGGUUGUUGGCAUUGACGAGGAUCAUGAUAUUGUUGUAGCUUAUAAUAGUGGCAAUCGAUGGACAUUCAAUCCAGCUGUCCUUACAAAGGUUUCAUCGCCAACAACGAGUGUUCCCGAAUUUGCAGUCGGUGAUAUUGUUAAAAUUUGUUCAGAUGUUGAGAAUAUUAAAUUAUUGCAAAGAGGACAUGGCGAAUGGGCUGAUGCUAUGCAAUUGACUCUUGGAAAAGUUGGAAGAGUUCAACAAGUUUAUCACGAUAAUGAUUUGAAAGUGGAAGUUGGGAAUACAUCGUGGACGUAUAAUCCUCUGGCUGUGACCAAAGUUGCCUCAUCAACAGCCGAUGGAAAUUGUGUUCCAGUCACAUCGAAUGGAGAGCGUCUAUCUGCAAUUCUAAAGAAACUCUUUGAACCAAAUGUCUCAGGCGAUGCUACCGAAGAGUUUGUCAAAGCUGCUGCCAAUGGUUAUGCGGCUCGAUGUGAAGAAUACCUUACAGGAGCUUCUCCAGCAACUUCUGCCAGUACCUUGGCCGAUGUUAACGGAGUAUUUGCCGGACAUACUGCAUUACAAGCCGCUAGCCAAAAUGGUCACAUUGAAGUUAUACAAGUACUCCUCCGUCACAGUGUAGACGUAGAGAUCGAAGAUAAGGAUGGAGAUCGAGCUGUUCAUCAUGCAGCAUUCGGUGAUGAGCCUGCCGUCAUCGAGAUCCUUUCUAAAGCUGGAGCAGAUUUGAAUGCCAGAAAUAAAAGACGUCAGACCGCACUUCAUAUUGCAGUCAACAAGGGACAUUUGAAUGUGGUUAAGACUUUACUCUCACUUGGCUGCCAUACAAGUUUGCAGGAUUCCGAAGGUGAUACUCCCCUUCAUGAUGCAAUUUCCAAGGAACACGAUGAAAUGCUAUCACUCCUGUUGGACUUUGGCGCCGACAUCACACUUACCAAUAACAACGGAUUUAAUGCACUCCAUCAUGCCGCACUCAAGGGCAAUCCGAGUGCCAUGAAAAUUCUUCUCACCAAAACAAGUCGUCCUUGGAUUGUUGAGGAGAAGAAAGAUGACGGCUACACAGCACUUCAUCUGGCCGCUUUGAAUAACCACGUCGAGAUUGCAGAACUUCUUGUGCAUAUGGGAAAAGCUAAUAUGGACCGACAGAAUGUCAAUCUACAAACAGCUCUUCACUUAGCCGUGGAGCGCCAACACGUACAAAUUGUAAAGCUUCUCGUUCAAGAGGGCGCCAAUCUAAACAUUCCCGACAAAGAUGGUGAUACACCAUUGCACGAAGCUUUGCGUCAUCACACUUUAUCGCAGCUGAAACAGCUUCAAGAUGUCGAAGGAUUCGGCAAACUUUUGAUGGGUUUGCGUAAUGCAAACGAUAAGAAAGCAUCAGCAUCGAUUGCUUGUUUCCUAGCAGCAAAUGGAGCUGAUUUAACUAUGAAGAAUAGAAAACUACAAACUCCAUUGGAUCUAUGUCCAGAUCCAAAUCUCUGUAAGACAUUGCUCAAGUGUUAUAAUGAAAGAAAGACAGAUGAUGCUGAGUUACCAGGGAAUGUAGCUGGUACGAGUAGCAAUGCUAGAGCUAGAGCUCUUCAAGGGCCGGUGACUACUGGAGCACCUGUUGGAGCUGGAGUGGCUUGUAGUAUACCUCCAAUGAUGAAUUUCUCCUCUCAUGCCACUGGACUUCAUGGAAUGAAUUCUGAUAUGGCAGCUUUGACUAUCAACGAGAAUCCUGUUCCUGAUAUGGGCAGGUCGAUUGCAUUUGACGAAUGCAUGGUUUGUUCGGAUUUGAAGAGAGAUACUGUAUUUAAGCCUUGUGGCCACGUUUGUUGUUGCGAUACCUGUGCACCGCGUGUUAAAAAAUGUCUCGUUUGUCGCGAGACAGUGUCUUCCCGUGAAAAAGUCGACGAGUGCCUAGUGUGCUCGGAUCGUCGUGCUUCCGUAUUCUUUAAGCCAUGCGGUCAUAUGGUCGCAUGUGAACACUGCUCGAGUCUAAUGAAGAAGUGUGUACUUUGUCGUACGUCAAUUGAUGAAAUGGUUCCAUUUUCACUCUGUUGUGGUGGUGGUGGUACUGUGGAUAAAGUAAACAAAGAAGAUUACUCGAUCAAGACCUCUUACAAAGGUGAUGUUCUUUUGCACCAGGUAAUAGUGCCACCAGAAGAGAACAAACCAAAAGAAAAUAAUCCAGUGAUUGUGGGAGUUAAUAAGGCUGGUCAUGAAAUUGCCAUGAAUAAUACGGUUCAAGCGGUAAGCACACCAAUCGCCAAUAAUCAGAUUAGCAACAAUGUUAGCUCGCCAAACACAAAUAUUAAUAAUUUCCAAAUGGAUGACGUACAAAAAUUAAAGCAACAAUUACAGGACAUUAAGGAACAGACAAUGUGUCCAGUUUGUUUCGAUCGCAUUAAAAAUAUGGUGUUCCUUUGUGGCCAUGGAACAUGUCAAAUGUGUGGCGAUCAGAUUGAUGGAUGUCCCAUUUGCCGCAAGACUGUUGAGAAACGUAUUUUACUUUUUUAAACAAACAAACAAACAAACA
Messenger RNA from Episyrphus balteatus (marmalade hoverfly), 3835 nucleotides. It is a transcript of the gene mib1, whose product is annotated as E3 ubiquitin-protein ligase mind-bomb. Gene Ontology annotation, cellular component: cytoplasm. Lineage: Eukaryota; Metazoa; Arthropoda; Insecta; Diptera; Syrphidae. Gene Ontology annotation, biological process: protein ubiquitination. The record is from RefSeq and is a predicted model, not a curated record. Gene Ontology annotation, molecular function: zinc ion binding; ubiquitin-protein transferase activity; protein binding. Bases 217 to 3816 code for a protein of 1199 amino acids. The transcript has 8 exons.